UUGACUUCAAUAACUAAUGGAUGUUUUAUCAAUGUGCUUAUAUACUGUGUGUUCUUUCAAACAUGAAUCUCAUUAAAUGGACUGUGUUUUUUAAUUUUACAUUACACCUUACUGUGGAUAUUUGCAUGUCUGGUGGAAAUGAUAUCGUGUACCACUGCAACUCAUCAGAGUUCUUCUUUAACCGAGGCUGUGUUCCAUGUACCACCGUUGGGCUUAACUGUUUACGCUGUAGCAAUACGUUUCAAUGUGACGAAUGCAUCCCUGGAAAAUGGGGAUCAAAGUGUAACGAAGACUGUGGAGCUGGUUGUAAUGAUGGUAAAUGUAAUUUUAAGGACGGGUCAUGUACAUGCAUACAAGGAUUUUAUGGAUCUGAAUGCAAAGGUCAAUGUUCACAGGACUGCUUGGGUAACACAUGCUUGGACAAUGGUCACUGCAAUUGUACAGCCGGACAUUAUUUACCAACUUGUAAUGCAAAAUGUUAUUCGGCAUGUAAAGAAUGUACUAACGGUUCUUCUUGCACUGUAUGCCCGUCUGGAAAAUUUGGAAAAACCUUUCAAAAUGUAUGUCAAUGCAACAACAAGACUGGCUGUGACAUAAUAACGGGUGACUGUAUCGCUACGACGUGUCCAGAUGCAUGCACAUCAUGUGUUAACAAGGAUCGCUGCAAUGGCUGCACUGUUGGCUGGUUCGGAUCAAAAUGUGAUUACAAGUGUCCAAAUAAUUGUAAUGGGGGUUGUGUCCAGUCGUCAGGCGUUUGUUAUGCAUGUUCAAAGACAAAUUACGGUUCAAACUGUGAGCAACAGUGUUAUUAUUGUGAUGAUAAUGAUUGCAAACAAAACGGAGAAUGCUACAAGUGCUACCAAGGUUUCUAUGGCUCAUUUUGUAACUUAACAUGUACUUCUAAAUGUACUCCAAACUGCAAUCAGGAUGACGGAUCAUGUACCUUUAAUUGUCCUGCAAACUGCUUAAGUUGUUCAGAUAAUGCAUCAUGCACUAAAUGCAAAGACUCUUUCUUCGGACAGCUUUGUAAUGUGUCAUGCAAUGCCAAUUGCAAGGAUCAAAUGUGUUCACAAAUAAACGGUCACUGCACAACUGGAUGUUUACCUAAUUAUUAUGGGUCAACAUGUGACUAUGUCUGCUCUAAGAAUUGUGCCAAUUCCACAACAGAUUCAAAAUGCGACUCGACAGGAAAGUGCAGCAGCGGAUGUAUUGAGGGCUUCAUUGGCGAUACCUGUUCAAUGAAAGCUGAAUUGGAAAACGAAAAAAGUGAUGAACAUAUGUCGGAACAACCAGGAACCUCUGCCAUUGCUAUUGGAGUAGGUGUGGGAGGAGUGAUUAUGUUGGCUUUGGUCGUCGUUUUGGUUUUUGUUGUCCUGAAAAUGAGAAGAAAUAGAAAGCCAUAUGAAGAUCGAAUUGAAGAAAUUGAUCAUGAAUACCACACAAUAGAGCCAUUGCAUGGAGGGGAGAAAGGUUCCACGAAAGCAGCAACUGCCCCUUCAUUAGGAACAUCAAAUGCUAGUUACAACCACGUGUCGGAUACAAUAAUAAUCGGUGGUGGUUUUGAAACAGCACCGGAUGAUGAGGAUCUAGAAAUUGAUUUCGACGAAGAGAGUAGGUCCCAGAAAAGGAAACUGACCAAGAAGGUUGAGGAGAACGUUUACUACAUCGGAAUACAGGACAUAGAGAAACGGAAAGUGAAAGUGGAGGAAUUGGCGGCUUUUGUGGCUGGAAAGACUCUGGAUUACUAUGAGGAGGAAUUCGAUAAAUUCUCUGACGGCCUCACAAGGAGCUGUGCCGCUGCCAAAUUACCACAAAACAGGGCGAAGAACAGAUACAAGGGAUUAUAUGCAUAUGAUGCCACAAGAGUCAAAGUGACUGGUUUUGAUACCGAUUACAUCAAUGCAAAUUAUAUCGAUGGAUUCGAUGAGAGAAAUGCGUACAUUGCUUCGCUUGGUCCAAUGUCAAAACAGAUGGGAGAUUUUGGCAUGUUCUGGAAUAUGAUUUGGCAACAGAAAGUGGAGAAAAUUGUCAUGGUUACCAACCUAAUGGAGGAAGGGAAGGAGAAAUGCGAGCAGUACUGGCCCAAUGUUGGGACCACUUUAACCUACAGCGGGGUGAAGGUCACCUGUCAGAGCGAGGAUGAGUAUGCAGAGUUUACGAGAAGAUUGCUGUUCCUAAAUGAUGGAGAAUCUGAGAGGCAGCUGCACCACCUCCACUUCACGGCCUGGCCGGAUAGGGGAAUCCCAGAGGACGUCACAGCGCUGAUUGAGUUCCGACAUAGAGUGCUCAAUUCUCCUGCUCAUCCCGGAGGUCUAACACUGGUCCAUUGCAGUGCGGGAAUCGGUCGAACAGGGACAUAUAUUGCGUUAGAUAUUCUUACAAAGGAAGGCAAUUCGAACAAGGCCGUUGAAAUUCCAGGAUGUAUCAUCAAUAUGAGACAGAACAGGCCAACCAUGGUCCAGACAGCGGAACAGUACGAGUUUCUGCAUCUUGCUGGUUCACACCCUGACUUUUAACUGUGAGCAGAUACCAGGAAAACAGUUUCAGGACUACAUGAUAGAGACCAGCAAAGGCGAUCUUAUCAGGCAGUUAAAG
This is a messenger RNA of Mya arenaria, 2595 nucleotides long. RefSeq names its product receptor-type tyrosine-protein phosphatase mu-like. Lineage: Eukaryota; Metazoa; Mollusca; Bivalvia; Myida; Myidae. The transcript is spliced from 14 exons. Gene Ontology annotation, molecular function: protein tyrosine phosphatase activity. Bases 21 to 2516 code for a protein of 831 amino acids. Gene Ontology annotation, biological process: protein dephosphorylation. The record is from RefSeq and is a predicted model, not a curated record.